Myripristis murdjan (pinecone soldierfish) is the source of this 4696-nucleotide messenger RNA. RefSeq names its product SLIT and NTRK-like family, member 6 (gene slitrk6). Gene Ontology annotation, biological process: positive regulation of synapse assembly; axonogenesis. The record is from RefSeq and is a predicted model, not a curated record. The transcript is spliced from 2 exons. Bases 513 to 3050 code for a protein of 845 amino acids. Gene Ontology annotation, molecular function: protein binding. NCBI's taxonomy places the organism in Eukaryota, Metazoa, Chordata, Actinopteri, Holocentriformes, Holocentridae.
CGAGCGCACGGCGCAGCAGAGGAGCGGAGCCGGUGCGCCCUUUCUCCACGUCGGAAAGAGCUGCCAAAGAAGACAACAUAGACUUUACCCGCAACAACUGCAUUUUAUUCUUGUGGCAUACACCUGCAACUUAAUUCUAAUUAAUCCGGGGGGAAAACUGGAGAAGGGAUACUUAAAGUGGGAACAUCCCGGGACCAGAGCCAAUAUCGCCUCGCCGUCAGCGCCACUUGCAAUGGAAUAAUCUGACAGGGUUAUAAGACUUGAAAAAAAUCAAACUGUGGAGCCGAGUGGACAAAAGGGGGGCUGAGGUAGCCCGUGAAGUUUCUCUGUGUGUCAGUCCUUUUUUUUUUUUUUUUUUUUUCUAAGGAGCCAAGCAGACCAGAGAAAGUGUUUGUGGAGGAUAGUCCCUGUUCAAUGCGUCGGAUCCCCGCAGCUCCUGAUGGACUGAGCACGGUGGCAUUUGGAAUAGCCUGCCCGUUUUUCACCACUUUCAACCGAUAUCUCAGACCGAAAUGCUGCCCUGUGUAAUUUUCAUCGGCUUGUUUCUUACUGCGGCCAGAUCCCAAGAUAUCCAUCCCUCAGAGGCAUCAUCCUCUAUUAGUGAGUCCUGUGACUCCUUGUGCUCCUGUGAGGUGAAAGAUGGCAUCCUUCAUCUUAACUGCGAGCAGAGAAACAUCAGCAAAAUCUCCCAAAUCAAAGUCCCGUCAGGUGUGCCUUUCCACCUGAACCUUUACAAGAAUGACUUGGUUGAGCUCCGUGCCGAGGAAAUGGAGGGGCUUAGGAAUGCCCUGUCACUGCACAUCGGGGCUAAUAGCAUACAAGAGUUGGAGCCAGGGGUCUUUAGCACUCUUGGUUCGCUGAAAAAACUCCACAUAAAUAGCAAUUUCCUCGUCACUCUGAAAGAGGACACCUUUCACGGCCUGGUGAAUUUAGAGUUUCUCCAAGCCGACACAAAUUUCAUUCGGGUCAUUGAGCCUGGGGCCUUCAACAAGCUGAUCCGCCUCAAGGUCCUUAUCCUCAAUGAUAAUUCCAUUGAGUUUUUACCCAGCAACAUCUUUCGGUUCGUGCCCCUCACCCACCUAGACCUGCGUGGCAAUCAGCUUCAGACACUCCCUUAUGUUGGGUUUCUGGAGCACAUUGGACGGAUAAUGGAGCUUCUUUUGGAGGACAAUGAUUGGGUCUGUGACUGUGAUAUUUUACACUUAAAAAUCUGGAUGGAGAACAUGAGGGCCCAGUCGGCGAUUGGCGAGGUGGUGUGCAGCAGCCCUCACCACCUCAGGGGAACCAUUCUGGCCAAAGUCAAGCGGGAUGUUCUCUGUCCAUCCCAUGCAGAUAUUAACCUGGAGGAGCCAUCAAAGUCACUGGAUAUGGUUGUUACUCCCUCAUCCAAAGUGGCUCAGAUUCCCAAGCUGAUGGACGCCAAGGAUGACGCCAAGAUACCGACUCCCUCUCAGAUUCCCAGCAGUCCUUGUGUGGAACAAUGUUCCUGCCACAAUCACCCUGUGGCUGGAUUUUUGAUGCAUUGUCAGGACAGGGGGAUUCAAAAGGUAUCAGAUAUCGGAAUACUUCAGCAGAGCCCCACCAAGCUGGUCAUGACAGGAAAUAUGAUUCAGAAACUGUUGAAAUACGAUUUUGUCACAUACGAUAGUUUAGAACUGCUGAACCUGGCGAACAACAGAAUUGAUUACAUUGAUAACGAAACGUUCCUCAGCCUGAGCAGUUUGAAGAAACUUUAUUUGAACGGCAACAGAAUCGAAAAGUUGGUAUCCACAAUGUUUGUGGGGCUUCACAACCUUGAAUACCUGUAUCUGGAAUACAAUCUUAUCAAAGAGAUUGCUCCCGGCACAUUUAAUCCCUUGCCAAACCUCAAGCUGUUGUCACUGAAUAACAACCUGCUCAGCUCUCUUCCAGCGCAGAUAUUUCGCAAUGUGCCCCUCACCAAAUUAAACCUGAGGAAAAAUCUACUUAUGCACCUGCCAGUGAGCAACGUGCUUGAUCAACUUGACUCACUAGAGCAGAUUUAUUUAGAGGACAACCCCUGGGACUGCAGCUGUGACUUGCUCAGCCUCAAACAAUGGGUGGAAAAACUGAGGAAGGACACAGUUGUGGGCUCCAUUUUGUGUCACACCCCAAAGAAAGUGGUGCAGGCUGAGCUGAGGAGCCUUCGUCAUGAGUUGCUCUGUCCUGGUUUAGUGACUUUUUACUCCUUGGCCCCAGGUGGAGAGGAGAGCGUCACAGCCACACUGGGGCCCGAUGAUUCUAGCAGGGGCUUGCUCAGCUCACUGACUGACACCAUCCCACUCUCUGUGCUUAUCUUGAGCCUUCUCAUUUUCUUCCUCAUGAUUAUAUUCUGCUCAGCGGGGAUGGUGGUGUUUGUGGUGCACCGGAGGCGGCGGAGGGCAAAGAAAAAGGCAGCGGAGGAGCAGCCAAGAGAAAACAACAGCAGCAGUCCCAUUCACUUGCACUACAGCAUGUACGGGCAGAAAACCACGCACCACACGCUCACGCAAAGAGCGGGGUCCGCCACUCUGUACGAAGAGAGAUCGCACAGUCCGAUCGUGCAGAUCUGCCGCAACCCCACCUACUGCGCCCAGCACAAGGAGCACGAAGCAGACUUGGAUUACAACCUGGACGAACCCACCGCCAAGCAUCACCUCUGCCGGAGUAUCAUGGAGAAGGAGAACACGUCUCCUCUCACGGGGAACCCCAACCCGAAAAUCAGACCCAUGCCUGGAGAGUGCCCCGCGGAGUUUGUCACUCUCGGGAACCCCAACUCCCUAUAUAGGAACAUUCUAGAGAGGGAGAAGGAACUCCAGCAGCUUGGAAUAACAGAGUACCUUAGGAAAAACAUGCCUCAGCUUCAGUCCGCUGUGGAGAUGCAGGUCCCGGGGCACCAGGAGGAGUUGAAGCUCAUGGAGACAAUUAUGUACUCGAGACCGCGCAAGGUCAUGCUCGAGCAAACUAAGAACGAGUACUUUGAACUAAAGGCUAACUUGCACACUGAGCCAGACUACCUGGAGGUUCUGGAGCAUCAAACUGCAUUUAACUGAACUUGGGGAAGAAAACAAAAAAAAAAAAAAUAAUGUUAUGUUCUCAAACAAGUGCCUUGUCUAAUUUGCCCUCUUGUACUUUCCACAGUAUGAAAUAUAUACCACGGACACAUCACAUAGCAGUGUAAUUGUAGCACAGAAUGUAACUGCUUUAUUCUCCUAUUGUUUUUUUUUUGGUUUUGUUUUGUUUUGUUUUGUUUUUUUUCUGUUGACAGCCAUGUUAUGUAGCCGGUGACAGGUAUAACAUUUUGGCCAAAUGUAACUUCAAGAAACUAUUGCAGGGUGUCGAGAGCACUCUUGGGGGUUGAGAAGCUCUUUGAAAUCCAUUCAAUCAUCUUUCUGUGAUUGAUUAAACUUAGAUGGCCCAUUGCUGCCAAACGAAUUGAUCCUCAAAGUGUGAGCCCAUCCGUCUGACACAUUGGCAGGAUAAAGCAGACGUUCCAAAAAUAAGUGAGCGAAUUUCAACCACCGCUUGACCCAGAAUUGCUGUUUUUUUUAAUCAGUCGAUCUCGGCUCUUUGGAUAUGACCUGAUUACUCCCUCUGUCGAUACAAGCCAGUCUGUUAGGCCGCAGUGCUGUAGCUACUAUGCUCAUUGUGCCGUAGAGUCAGCGAAAUGCCAACUGGACUUUGGACAACACGGAUGGGAGUUUUGCAUAUCCAUGGUUCCUGUGCUGUUCUCCCGUUAGUGCUUUUGACCAGUCGGACACUGCGCAUCCAUUUCCGUUGUUGGACAUUUAUUUAUUUUCCAUUAAGCUAGUGGUAAUCACAAAAAGGAUGUUAAUACAGUUUUUAUUUUAAUUAGUAUAUAGAGCACUUAAAGUAUAUUAUAUACAACUGUAAUCUUGUAUAAAAAAAAAUGCAUUGCACUAAUCAAAUGCCAUAAGGUGGUGCAUGACAAUCAACACAACGUCCUGCUGAUACAUUUUUUUUGUUGUUGUUGUUUUUCUUUCUGCCAUAAAGAGCCACAAAUGUGUGUUUAUAGUCUGUGUGCAUAUGAGCCACAAAUGUGUGUACUCUGUGUGUGUGUGUGUGUGUUGUUUGUUUGUGUAUGUGUGAAUGCGUGUGAGGUUGUGGCUCAUUUCGCAAUUUUAUGUCUGACAAAAUAAUGUGUGCUCAAACGUCACUCGGCAACAUCGCUCAUUCGUUGGGGCGAUGUGUUUUGAGCGGUGUAUUUUUCAGUGAUUUUCGAGGCAGGGUGUUUUUUUUUUUUUUUUUUCGUUUUUUUUUUGAUGAUGAGCGAUGUUGCCCAAAAGUUAAGUCGCAGCUUUUCCACGGCGGAGACACGCUGCCAGCUGACAAAGGCCAACUUCUCUCAGUUCCCCAGCUCAUAGCGAACCGAUGGACUGAUGGCGGCUGAGGUGGCUUGCGAUACGGGACACUGUCAUCAUUCAGGAUUUAUAUGCACUCCAUUCAUAUUCUUGGAGAUCCAUAUUCCAACUUUGAAAUGGUUCAUGUAAGCACACACACACUCUGUAGCUUUUGUACCUAUUUAGAUCGAAUUAUUUAUUCUGUAUAUUUUGUAUAUACUUACGUUUCAUUAUCUUUGUUUUUUGUGUGCCUUCAGUGCUGUACAGAAUAUAAACAGAAGUUGUAACUGAUGAACAGAAAAUAAAGAAAUGCAAUAUUACAUAACUUGGAAAAUAAG